CCCGGAGGACAGACAAGCACGAGCAGAAGCACGCGCACGAGGGCCAUAACACGCACGAGCAUCUGUUUGCGGUAGACACUGGACCAUCCACUCUUAUUUACUUAUUUUUUGGAUCCUUCUCCAUCCCACCUUUUGAUCCCCCCUUUGUUCCUCUUUUCCUUUGUUCAUUCACCUCGGCCUUCCUCUUCUUGUCUUCCUGUCUCCGCAAUAACGAGUCAAGCAAGGCCUACAGAGAAAACAAAAAACCGAGAUCACUAGCGAGAAGCAGCCAUGGAUUCAGAGCUCCGCAACAGGAAGGCCGCAUCGACCGAAUCCUCGAUCAGUGGCGUGUCCUCAUCCAACAAGCUGCAUUCCGCCGCCACUGACGCUCUUGACGCUCAUGAGAUCCACAAGAGAGAUUCCACAGAGUCAUCGUCCUCAGGCCACUCUCUGACCGACAGCCAGAAGCAGAGCCUCGCCAAGGAACAAGAGGAGACCGCGUUUGGCAAGACCCCCAACGGCACCAUUUUCCGAGUCCCUCUCACCAAGGAUAUGCUGAGCGAGAUUUUCGACAUGGGAAAGAAAAAGUCAGCCUUUGACCUCAUCACACUGGCUGUGAUGGGCGUCCAGAUCCUCAUGUUCUUCACUCUUCCCACAUACAUCAAACGCUGGCUCUUCCUCGUUCUCUUCAUCUUCUGGAGAGCAGGCUACAAUGCUGGUCUGGGCUACCUCUUGAAGUUGCAGAGUGAGCGCCGCGGCCUGGUCGCCUGGGCUCGCGAGAAGGGUAUCUUUGACAAAAAGCGUGGUGGAGGCUGGUAUACAUGGCUCAAACAGGAGCUCAGCUGCAAGAUGGACAAGGACUAUGACUUUGAUGCUGUCCCGAUCGAGUUCAAUACGUGGUUGCUGUACCGUCAGCUGGUGGAUUUGAUCUUGAUGAACGACUUUACGACCUACGUCUGCUUUGCGCUGUCCUGGCUCACAUUCCCCACCGGAUCGGGCUUUUUCAGCCAUCUGCUGCGAUGGAUCGGAGGAUUUAUCCUUGUGUUCUUUAACAUCUGGGUCAAGCUGGAUGCGCACCGUGUUGUCAAGGACUUUGCGUGGUACUGGGGCGACUUUUUCUUCCUCAUUGAGCAGUCCUUGACCUUUGACGGAGUCUUUGAGAUGGCACCCCAUCCCAUGUACUCUGUCGGAUACGCGGGUUACUACGGCAUCUCGCUCAUGAUGGCCUCGUACAUGGUCCUUUUUGUUUCACUCUUUGCUCACGCCGCACAGUUUGUCUUCCUGACCAUGGUUGAGAAUCCCCAUAUUGACAAGACGUAUAAUCCCCCUCAGGUUGUCAAGAAGCGCGUCCCUGUCUCGAGCGAGUCAAACAUCGCUUCCACGGCUAGCGCGACCGCGUCUGUUGCUUCGAAACCGACUGACCCUGUUGCUCCCAUUGACCAAGUAGCUACCUUGGUUCCAUGCGGUUCUAAGGACAUGUACAACACCUAUUUCAGACGCGACUUGAUCGUGUUUAAGAAUUUCGACAUCUACCGCUCGAACGAUAUCUUUGUAGCGCUGAUUAUCUUUUACGCAACCAUCGUUCCUCUGUUGGUCUCCAACACUGGCUCUCGAUUCUUGACGUUCAUGAUGGUCAUUCAGGCUCUAGUUUGGCGCAUUUUCCAUUCUUAUGCUCUUGGUGCUGUCCUCAAGCAGCAGAGCGAUAACAAGUUCUACACGAAGCACUUCAUCAAGCACGGUGGCACUGUUCAGGACGCUUUCCAGAGCUGGAAGAGCAUCUUCAACCUUUCUAAUUCCAUGACAUAUGCUACCUUUUUCUUGGCCGCCUUCAAGAUGUACUCGAUCCCUGAUAACUGGACCUAUGGCACAGUUCUCCUUCGCCAUGUUCUCGGUCUUGCGUUGAUCGCCCUCCAUAUUUGGGCCUCUGUCUCUGUCUUCGAAGUCCUGGGUGACUUUGGCUGGUUCUAUGGCGACUUCUUUAUGGAGGACUCUUCCAGCGGGCUCUUCUACACGGGUAUUUACAGAUUUGUGAAUAACCCGGAGAAGGUCAUGGGUCAUGCUGCAUUCUGGGGUAUGACAUUGAUCUGCAACAGCUGGUCAAUUUUUAUUCUCGCCAUGUUCUCGCAGGUGUCGAACUUCUUGUUCUUGCACUAUGUCGAGUCCCCUCACAUGCGCAAGAUCUAUGGCGACAAGAUCCGCAAGGAUGCCGGUGUGGUCAAAACGGUCAAGGCUGCCCAGAUCUUUCCCAAGAAGAUGAAGGAUGAGGUUUCCAAGAUCCGCGAGAAGCUAGAGGAGACCCCUGAGAUCAAGGAUGUGCUCCAAAGGACUCGUGUUGUUUCCGAGAAGGCCCAGGAGAUCGUCGAGGGCACGCGCGGUGAUUUGAAUGGGCUGGUUCAGAGCGUGGCUCCUCGCAUCCAGGAAAUGGUUUCCAGCUCAAAGGCUCUCCUCGAGAGCUCGAGAGACAAGCUGAUUGUCGCCCGUACAUGGGACGAUAUGGGUGUCUACGAUAUGUCAGAGUACUCUGUCAAAGUACUCAGUGAUACUGAGCCGACGUCAAAUGCCGAUGGCAUUCCCACCUACAAACUUGGUCAGAAGCUCACUGUUGAGUGGACCGCUCCUUUGAACCACGGUACCAAGGAUUGGAUUGGAAUCUACAAGGUCUCGAACAACAACUCCAAGAAGGUCACGACAGUUGCCUCCAAGGGUCGCUAUCUCUUUGUCGGCCGUGAUCUUGGUCUUGGUGAGGCUGAGGAGGGUGUUGAGAACCACGCUGGCAAGGGCGAUGGUGAGGUCAUGGAAGAAGAGGUAGCCUGGAUCGGGGAGAAGGAACUGUGCCGUGGUCGUGUUGUCUUUGUGGGCGACAAGCUGCCUUGGUUCCAGGGCACGUUUGAGUUCAGAUACCACCACCAUGGACGGUAUAAUGUCAUGGCCUACACGACUCCAUUUGCUAUCAAAUUGGAGAACUAUCAGGAGGAUAAAGAGCACACUGUUUCUGCGAUCGGUCAGUCGCUCUUGCCAUAUGUCCAACGCUGCUUCAACUCGGACGAGGAGACCAUGCCUUGCACAGUUGACGAGCGGUUCAUUAUGAUCAACGAGCCCAUUGCGCAGAGGAUUGUCAAGGGUAUACAGUUGAUGUACGGCAUCGAGUUCGCGUGGGAGGUUGUUGCGGUCGAUAUGAGCUGUCUUCAUCUGGCUCUUCGCAUCUUUACAGCUCGUCGCGCCUUGGCGCCAUUCUCGUCGGUAUCUUCCCCCAGUGCCUCGGACGAGCCAUAGUUUGCGUCCACGACCGAGGAGAAGCCUUUGGAGACAACGACUAUUUAGACGCGCGCUGAAGGCGUGUUUGUGUGUGUAUAAAUGGAUGUAGCAUAGGAGCGAUAGACAAACAAAAACAUGUAUCUAGUAUUAGUAAA
Molecule: messenger RNA, 3389 nt
Organism: Gamsiella multidivaricata
Lineage: Eukaryota; Fungi; Mortierellomycota; Mortierellomycetes; Mortierellales; Mortierellaceae
Product: phospholipid methyltransferase-domain-containing protein
Exons: 8
Coding region: 271-3252 (993 amino acids)
Biological process (GO): phosphatidylcholine biosynthetic process
Molecular function (GO): phosphatidylethanolamine N-methyltransferase activity
Source: RefSeq, a predicted model, not a curated record